AUGGAGAUUGGUCCCUUUCGACCCGACGGCAAAGGCUCGCUCGAGUGGACCACGCAAGGGGGCGCCUGGAACGAGUACGCAGACGUUCUGUACCGUGAGUUCCGCCAGUACUCAGAAGCACGACAUCGAUACUCGCACCUAACAUCUUGGCGCUGCUACCCCACUGAACAGUCGAUCAGCCAGUAGGCACGGGCUUUUCGUACGCUAGCACAUCGGCAUACGCGAAGAGUCUGCCUCAAGCCGCUGACGAAGUGAGGUACUUCAUAGAGCGCUUCGUAGAAGUAUACCCAGAGUACGCUGCCGGAAAUGGCGUGGACGUCUACAUUGCUGGAGAGAGCUAGUGAGUCGCAAGUAGACGUUGUAUAUAGCGAGGUCGAUAAGAGCUAACUGUCUGUCUGACUUGGUGUACAUGAUCGGUCACCUAGCGCCGGGCAGUAGUGAGUAAAGCGUCCAUCAGUUCAUCAGCGGCGCCUCCGAACUUUGUGUGAUUUGCUCGUUGAAUUGCGACGCUCGCAGCAUCCCCUUCGAGGCAUCUGCUCUCACUCGCUCUCCUCAGCCAGUUGAUCUGCGAGGCAUCGCGCUGGGCAACGGAUACAUCGAUCCUGCAGCUCAGGGAGGCAGCGAAUUGGAAAUGAUGAUCUGGUCGGGCGUCUGGAAAGAAGGGGGCAAGGUAAGCUGCCGUAGAAGAGCUGCUCGCACCGACAGUAGGCUCACAAGUGCUGCGACUCGCAGGAAUGGACGGAGGCCAAUAAGCAAUGGCUCAAGUGCAAGGCUGACCUGGACAAGCUGGUCGGCAGCCCCCGGGAUACCCCAGCAUGCUCUCGUAUGCUCCCAACAAUCAUUGACAUCACGACUCAGAAGUGCGUGCACGCCGUGGGUCCGCUGCGCUGACAGGACACAACUCUAACGGCGCAGUUGUCCCUAAUGCAGAGUCGCUGGACAGAGCAAGGCGAGAUGCAUCAACAUUUACGAUGUCCGUCUCUCGGACACCUCUCCAGAUUGCGGCAUGAAUUGGCCGCCCAUCAUCAAGCCGACCUACGACUACUUGGCGCGCUCAGACGUGCGCAAAGCUUUGCAUGUGGACGAAGUAAAAAAACCCGAAGCGUGGAUAGAGUGCUCGCAUCGGGUUGGCGGAGCUUUGAAAGAAAAUAACCCGCAAAGUAGCAAGAUACACAUUCCCGAGCUACUCCGAAAGGGCGUCAAGGUGAUGCUGUUUGCAGGCGAUCAGGAUCUGAUCUGCAACCAUAUUGGCGUGGAGAGGAUCCCGCGGCAUUUGGACUGGGAAGGCGCCGCUAGCUGGGAAGUAAGUUGAGGACGCAAUCGACUGCGGUGUCACAAUGCAGAAAAGACCGAGAGCAAGCUCACCUGCUUUCUCUGUACCUCUCAGGGAGAAGCCACCAAGAAGGACUGGUUUGUUAACAAUAACAAGGCGGGCUACUGGCGAGAAGCGCGCAAUCUGACGUAUGUCAGCAUAGCCGGAGGAUCCCACAUGGUCGGCUUUGACAAGCCAGUCGAGUCACACGACAUGAUGUUGAGAUUCAUGGGUGUGGAUUUGAUGGGAGCUGCUGGGCCUUCCGCUAGAAUUCCUUCGCGCGUUGAAGGAGAGCCUGACAGAAUGCUAGUGGUUGCUCCGAACCCUGGAAAGGGCGACGGAUCUACGGAUAAUCGACCCAUGAUUCCUGGUGUUGACGGAAAGACGGAAGAACAGGUAGCCGAAGAGGCCAAAUGGGCGGCGUACUAGUGAGUUGAACAAGAUGCGACCACGCCCGCCGGCCCUUGUUGGCUCCGCAACCUCACCAUCCUCUCCUCUCGCGUUCAGCAAUGCGGGCUCUGCAGCUCUUGUCGUGCUAUUGAUCCUCGUCGGCGUUGGAGCUCUCAUCCUCCUUCGACUGCGGAAGCAGUCUCGCCGUUCGACGAGCAUGCUCGGUCGAGGUGGUCGACCCGUCGCGCGCGAGGACACGCACGAGCUUGAACACCUGGUGAGGGAUCCGGCGUCUGGCGAGUACGCGGAUGAUGAGGACAAGCUGGACGACGAGGAAGCCCAGAGCGGAUUGAGCAGUGCCAGGAAGAGUCCGGUUGGAACACGAAGGGCAGGCAAUGCGGUGCAGGAAGAUCAAACCGUCUUCGACGUGGGAGAUAGCGACGAUGAGGGACCUACACCUAGGACCGCCAAUUCUUCAAGCGUCAGGAGACCAUAA
Ceraceosorus bombacis is the source of this 2198-nucleotide messenger RNA. NCBI's taxonomy places the organism in Eukaryota, Fungi, Basidiomycota, Exobasidiomycetes, Ceraceosorales, Ceraceosoraceae. The record is from the annotation of a GenBank genome assembly.